This is a messenger RNA of Drosophila grimshawi, 385 nucleotides long. It is a transcript of the gene RpS28-like, whose product is annotated as 40S ribosomal protein S28. Gene Ontology annotation, biological process: maturation of SSU-rRNA; translation; ribosomal small subunit assembly. Gene Ontology annotation, molecular function: structural constituent of ribosome. Bases 8 to 181 code for a protein of 57 amino acids. The record is from RefSeq and is a predicted model, not a curated record. NCBI's taxonomy places the organism in Eukaryota, Metazoa, Arthropoda, Insecta, Diptera, Drosophilidae. The transcript is spliced from 2 exons. Gene Ontology annotation, cellular component: ribosome; cytosolic small ribosomal subunit.
UCAAAUAAUGGAUCUGCAAACAGCUCCGGCAAGAGUCAUAAAAGUUUUUGGUCGCAUUGGCGCACGGGGCGUUUUAACUGAGGUCCGUGUGCAAUUGUUAAAAUAUCCGCGCAUUCAAAUGCUGCGAGCUGUUAAAGGUCCCGUUCGUUUGGGUGACAUUAUCACCAUUAAAGAUACAUAAGUAUUAAAAUCAAAAUAUUUUGUAACAAAAUUAUAAGUAUUCGGUGUAUGGGGGGCUCGUGCAAAAAGAAAUGGAUUCUGCAAUUUGGCAAAAAUCCGGACGCCGGAUUUUGUUGACGAACACGGUCAACUUAGAAAUUUAAAUAAUUAUUAGAUGCAUGAAUAAAUAAAUACAGUAACGUAAAUAACGAAUAACUUAACACAA